Bacillus rossius redtenbacheri is the source of this 512-nucleotide messenger RNA. Its product is annotated as cuticle protein 19-like. Lineage: Eukaryota; Metazoa; Arthropoda; Insecta; Phasmatodea; Bacillidae. The record is from RefSeq and is a predicted model, not a curated record. The coding region runs from base 38 to 421 and encodes 127 amino acids. The transcript is spliced from 3 exons. Gene Ontology annotation, cellular component: extracellular matrix.
CGCCAACCAGCAGCCAGAGUCUCCCACACCGACAAACAUGCAGUUCCUUCAGGCUGUCCUGGUGAUUGCGGCGUUGGUGUGCACGGCGGCUGCCUACCCUGGUAUCUAUGGCUACCAGCAAGGUGAAGCACUGUCGGGUGGCCACGGAGGAUACAGCGAACAUGCCGACUACUAUGCUCACCCGCAGUACAAGUUCGAUUAUGCCGUGCACGACCCGCACACGGGCGACGUGAAGAACCAGUGGGAGACCAGGGACGGCGACGUGGUGAAGGGCUCCUACAGCCUGGUCGAGCCCGAUGGCUCAGUCAGGACCGUCGACUACACCGCGGACAAGCACAACGGCUUCAACGCCGUGGUCAAGAAGUCCGGCCACGCGGUCCACCCCCAGCACGUGUCGCACUACGGCCACGGCGCCUACUGAACCUACGCUACAUCAGACUGCCGACCUCAUCCCAUUCUCGCAUUGUACAAACUUCUCUAUUUUAUUAAAAAAAACUUUCUUGUGUAAACAU